This is a messenger RNA of Gymnodraco acuticeps, 1410 nucleotides long. RefSeq names its product translin-associated factor X (gene tsnax). Gene Ontology annotation, molecular function: sequence-specific DNA binding; RNA endonuclease activity; RNA binding. The record is from RefSeq and is a predicted model, not a curated record. The transcript is spliced from 6 exons. Gene Ontology annotation, cellular component: nucleus; cytoplasm. The coding region runs from base 326 to 1177 and encodes 283 amino acids. NCBI's taxonomy places the organism in Eukaryota, Metazoa, Chordata, Actinopteri, Perciformes, Bathydraconidae.
ACAGCGCAAAAGCCCGGCGAAUAAUGAGGACCACGUAAAUGCCUGUUGUUAAAAACAAGUACACAUGCUUUAUUUGGCCUUUUAGAACUGUUUAAUUCAGUAUGUUUAUUACCGCUCAAAUUUGGUGACUUUUAUGUUCAAACGGGUGUGUUUUUUCUAGUCACGUUGAUAGUCCCUGACACAUGUACAACACUCUGCCUCGCUACUCGCUACACUCGUCGGCAGCACAGCUUUCUGUAACGUUAGCUAAAACAGUUUGAAUACAUCCCUGACCGAGCAUACAAUAAUUACAUUCAUUGAAAGAAUACACUGCAAUACCGAAAGCAUGAAUAGGCGAGAAGGUGAAGGAGGCUCCCGGAGAAAUGCUGAUGCAGCGCAGGAUCGUGAAGCGAGUGCACAAUCAUCCUCACCGGUCAUCGCUGCUUUCAAAGUUUUCCAACAGGAGCUUGACACCAAACACGACAAACAUGAGCGCCUUGUCAAGAUCAGUCGAGACGUCACCAUCGAAAGCAAGAGGACCAUUUUCCUUUUACAUAGAGUGACCAGUGUACCAAAUGCAGAGGAUAUUUUGAAUGAAGCAGAGUUGAAACUGGAUGCAGUCAGGCAGAAAAUUGGUCAAAUAGCUGAAGAGCUCAGAGGAGAGGACAUCUUUCAGUUCCACAGAGCGUUCACUGGAGGGAUCCAGGAGUAUGUGGAGGCCGCCUCUUUCCUGCACUAUAUCCGUCAUCGCAGCCUUAUCAGCCUGGAGGAGAUCAACGCCAGGCUGGUGUUCAUGAAAUCAGAGAAGGAAGAUUCUGAGGGCCCUGCUGACACCCUGCAGCCAGGGGGCCAGGUGCUGACCUUCCAGGUGUCGCCCUCCGACUACCUGCUGGGCGUGGCAGACCUGACGGGCGAGCUGAUGCGGAUGUGCAUCAGCAGCGUGGGCAACGGAGACAUCGACACGCCCUUCCAGCUGAGCCAGUUCCUGCGGCAGAUCCACGACGGCUUCUCCUACAUCGGGAACACGGGCCCGUACGAGGUCUCCAAGAAGCUGCACGUGCUGCGCCAGAGCCUGGGGAAGGUGGAGGACGCCUGCUACGCUCUGCGCGUCCGCGGCUCCGAAAUCCCCAAACACAUGCUGGCUGAUGUGUUCUCCAGCAGGACGACGCACAUGGAGCCAGAGGAAGGAGUGGUUUAAAUCCUGCACAGCUUUUACAUCAUUUAUGUUCUCUUUGGUGUCAUUGUCUCCCCUGGUUUGGUUCAAGUUUACAUGUCUUUUUUAAUGGGAUUUGACAUGUUUGAUAUGUUCUGGCUUUUUGUUUUUUGUUAUUACAGUAAAAAUGCUGUUACAAUAGACAAUAGAAUUUUUUUCAGUGAUAAAGAUCUGAUGACUUCAUUUGUUUUGCAUGAAUAAAAGAAUUCUAUGCCAAA